AUGCUGGUCUCCUUGACAGUCGGCAAGGUAGACGCAGGAGUCGCCGUACUCUUGACCCAGGACAACAGACUGAUCGAAUUCCCCUCCGUCCUUCUCCCCAGCAACAUCACGUCCGGUAGUAUCGUCGACAUCACCGUCGCGCGCAACCACGCAGCCGAAUCCGCCAGUGCCGCAAACUUCCAGUCGCUCCAAAAACGUAUCCUCAAUACCUAUGGCAUCAAGACCCCCACACCCCCGGUUCUCCGUCUCCGCAACGCAACCCAAACUUCCCUCGUCCUGGAAUGGGACCCUAUUGACCUAGCCACCGCAUCCCUGAAGUCACUCUCCCUGUAUCGCAAUGGCUCCAAAGCCGGGUCCAUUCCCCGUCCGCUUGAGACGCGAAGCACCAAGAUUAGCGGUCUAGCCAUUCACACCGAAUACACGUUCCACCUCGUCCUGCGCACUACCGCCGGCACUUACCAGUCGGAGAAGUUGACCUGCCGCACGCACAAGAUGACAGAUCUCUCCGGUAUCACAGUGACGGCGGGCAUCCUCCCCCCACAACAGAAGGAUGCUCUUGCAGCUGCGUUGGAUCGCAUCGGUGGAAAGCUGAUCGACUCGGUCCGCAUUGAUACCACCCACUUUGUCUGUACCGAGGGGAGGGGUCCGCUCUGGGAGAAGGCCGUUGAGAUGAACAUCCCCGUGGUUGUUCCGGAAUGGGUGGAUGCUUGCGAGGCUGAGGGCACUAUUGUUAGUGUUCGUGGGUAUUACCUGAAUGCUGAUCCCAAGGCAAGACAGCUGGGCCCGAUUCACAGCUCUACUCAGCACCAACGAACGGUUUCUACCGCCACCUCGAAUCUGGCGCCCCCAGCUGCGCAGGCUCAGACCUCCUCACGGCAGACGGGGCAGGAAGAUGAGCAGAACCUUGAGCCCCCGGUUACGCCGUUCCCGGGAGCUGAGAUGACCGGCCAGCCCAUCGCGGAAGAGAAGGAGGUGGGAUCGGACGAGAGCACAGAGUCGCCGCCCCCUCCACCUCCGAAGGAUGAAGAGGAGGAUGAAACUGCCGAGCAGAAUGGCGAUCAUGAGACACCGCCACCUCCGCCAGAGAAGGACGAGAGCGAGAGCGAGGGUGAGGGUAAGGACGAGGAAGAGAAGACUGAAGAGGACACGCAAGAGCCAGCAGAGGAAGAGAAAGAGAAGGACGACUCAUCAAAUGCCAAAGAGCGCAAAUCAAAGGAGGGAGGAGAAGGGGACUUUAAUGAAGUCCCUCUGUAA
Aspergillus luchuensis is the source of this 1254-nucleotide messenger RNA. RefSeq names its product putative chitin biosynthesis protein (Chs5) (gene CHS5). Gene Ontology annotation, biological process: Golgi to plasma membrane transport; conjugation with cellular fusion. The record is from RefSeq and is a predicted model, not a curated record. The transcript has 2 exons. The coding region runs from base 1 to 1254 and encodes 417 amino acids. Gene Ontology annotation, molecular function: protein dimerization activity. Gene Ontology annotation, cellular component: exomer complex; trans-Golgi network. NCBI's taxonomy places the organism in Eukaryota, Fungi, Ascomycota, Eurotiomycetes, Eurotiales, Aspergillaceae.